Messenger RNA from Trichoderma asperellum CBS 433.97, 3021 nucleotides. RefSeq lists its product as uncharacterized. Gene Ontology annotation, biological process: protein autophosphorylation; phosphorelay signal transduction system. The record is from RefSeq and is a predicted model, not a curated record. NCBI's taxonomy places the organism in Eukaryota, Fungi, Ascomycota, Sordariomycetes, Hypocreales, Hypocreaceae. Gene Ontology annotation, molecular function: histidine phosphotransfer kinase activity; phosphorelay sensor kinase activity. Gene Ontology annotation, cellular component: plasma membrane.
AUGCAUUUCUUCCCCAAGGCAGACGCUGCCCUUUUGUCGCCAUCACUAGAAGAGCAGAGCCUGCCCACCCGCCCUACCAACGUGGGUCCAAUAUUCGAUGUUGACAAUGCCGAAAUUCCAAUUGCGCCGUGGACUCCGGAUACCGAGUCGUGCUUCUAUCCCACCAAGAUUGACCCUUACGCUUCGGCAUCGAUACCCAAGAAACCUCCCCGUGCUCCAUCUCGAUACCUGCGGGCUCAUCUGGCCAAAAAUGAACGGUUGAGAUUGUCUAUGCUAUGGUACUACGGGCGGGAUCUUGGCAACGAACCUGAGCUCCUCUCAGGGCUUCAGGAAAAAGCAUGUUUAGCACAAGAAUCUUCCGGCUGGGAAUUUGCCAUCGUGGGAUUACUUGAUGUCAACGUCUACAUCCGUCUUGCAACAGUUGGUGUUCAGCUCGCUAUUCUCCCCCGUGGCGAAACGCUUUGCGCCCAUACGGUGACCCAACCUCCUGGUAAUGUAUUUCUUCUACCAAAUAUGAUGGAGGACUGGAGGUUCCGAGAGUCGCCAUAUGUUGAACAAGGAGGAUUAAUAGCAUACGCGGGCGUCCCGCUUCGAAUGCAGCACGAAUCUGGGGAAUGUGUUGGGCUAGGAUCGCUAUGUGUCGCCUCAGCAACCAGUCAACCUCCCUUGUCGAAACAGCAACAACAAACACUCGCUCGUCUUGCCGAUUGGAUUGUAGCCGACAUUGUGCAGUGCACACGAGCCCGGCGUCAACGUGAGCGCCAUCGACUGGCCGAGCUCAUUGCGACUGUUGAAAAUGUAUCCGACGAUCAUGAUCCACAAGACUCAGUGCUCAGCAUACUGCGAACUGCCUAUCCGGAUGAGUCAAUCAGCAUCCAGUCGUCUGAAAUUGAUCAAUUCGCCAACAGCCGGCAUUCGGGAUUGCCCUCUGACCUGAACAAUGGGUUAUGGGAAGACACCGCCUACAUUGAUGAGUUCAUUGAAACCUCAAACCAUAGCGAUACUCCUAAAGAUAGAGUUAUUCGGAUUUUUUCUGCCCAGUGCGAGAGCAAACUAGGUCAUUCAAUACUUGCUGUGGCUACCAAGGAUUUUCGAAGAAUAUUUGACGAUGUCGAUGCUUGGUUCAUACAAACCUGUGCAUCUAUGCUUACCCAAAUUUGGCAGAAACGUCUUCUAUCAGAAGCAAUCAGAGCAAAAGAAAAGUUUCUUCGUGGAAUAUCUCAUCAGCUUCGAACUCCCAUUCAUGGCAUUCUCGGCGCCGCCGAACUUCUUGCCGAGGACUUAAAGGCAAUCACUAUAUCUGAGAACGCCAAAAUACAGCCAGCGUUAGCCGAGGUCGCGGGAUUUAUCUCUGAUAUUAAAACGUCAUCGUUGUACCUUGAUACCAUAUCUACAGCAGGUCGAGAGCUUAUGUCAACCGUUAACAGCAUGAUUACCUUGAACAGAUGGGCUGAUGUUGCCGUGGCCGAACGACAUUAUGCCACGCACGACAUUAGCGAGCUGGAGUUGGAGCUCGUGAAGGGUAUUUCUGACGCAGCGAUAAGGGACACAGGCUCGACGCCUUCAAUUUUUUUUCACUUUGAUCUACCUCCAGACCGUAGGUGCUUAAAAACCGACCUCAGCUUGCUUCGGGACAGCGUUCUUCCCCUUAUCAUUAAUGCCAUUCAAAACACAUCCGAGGGUGCUGUAAUAGUCACUUCCUCAAAACAACCAGGGACAGAUGCAUUCGUGGUCGAUGUCGAAGAUACGGGCUGUGGCAUUCAGCCAGAUGAUCAAAGCCGUAUCUUUGAGCUCUACGAGAAAGGUGGCGAGCACUCGACAGGCGCUGGACUAGGUUUACCUCUGGCCACCAAGUUUUCGACCCUACUUCACGGCUCUAUUGAGCUAAUAUCAUCACGGGUCGAUCGCGGCUCCCAUUUCAGAGCAACAUUUCGAGAUAUCACUUAUGCAGCUUCGGCCGUGCCUUUACACAAAACAGUGUCCGCUCUAACAUACUUACCGCUGAGAUUCCACCAAGUGGGGGCUGACUUGCCUGACUUGCAUCUGUCUUCAAACUUCGCCAAGUUCCUGAUCCGUAAUGGACUCACCGCUUCAGAGAGCUACAAAGACAGCUUUACAAUCGUUGAAUCCGGUCGUGACUCGAAACUGACCCACAGCCAUGUUUCAUCUAUACCAUCUGAACAAGUCGUCAUCUGGCUGGUCCCAACAUCAGUUGAUUCAGGGUCUCUCGAGUCACUACCAAAUGUCAUAUAUGCUAGCGGACCCUUCUCAACGUUGAAGCUUCUUAGCAUACUUGAAGAAGCCGAUAAUCUUGCCAUGAUGAUCAAUCCAGCGAAGAGACUUGCCAGGUCCAACAACACCUUAGCCGAAGACCUAAAUCAAGGUGGUACUGAUUCCGCCUCUUCAGAAGAAAUUUACUCGACUUCAGACGAAGGGUACAGCUCUUUGAAUGGCUCACCCUCGCUCUCUUCCAAUGGAGAAACAAGUCAGACGCUCGAACAUGGCGGUGAGUCGAGCUUGGAUUGGGGUCUAUCAUCGACACAUCAAUCUAAUGAGCCAGCAAUCUGGAGGCGUUCUACCUUACCUUCAACCCCCGCAAGAUCAGCUAAACCCCUCACACUCGUUGUAGAUGAUAACGCUAUCAACCUCCGCAUUUUGCAGAUGUAUUGCAAGAAGCGAGGACUGUCAUGCCUCAGUGCGGCUGACGGCAAACAAGCUAUUGAGAUAUUCUCAAAGCGACAAGCAUCCCACGCUGCUGGUGACGGAGCUCCCAUUGAGCUGAUUCUCAUGGACUUGCAGAUGCCGGUGUGUAAUGGCAUUGACGCCACGUACGAGAUGCGUUCCUUGGAGAAACAACAUGGAUGGAAGUCAAGUAUUCUAUUCAUUGUGACUGGGCAAGACAGUGAAAUAGAUAGAGAAGCCGCGAAUGCUGCUGGUGCUGAUGACUAUCUGGUGAAACCUAUCGGAAUGAGAUCCUUGGAUUAUGGCUUGAAGAGAUAUUUUCCAGCAUUCAAGAACUAA